Alternaria rosae is the source of this 1897-nucleotide messenger RNA. RefSeq names its product general substrate transporter. The coding region runs from base 219 to 1805 and encodes 528 amino acids. NCBI's taxonomy places the organism in Eukaryota, Fungi, Ascomycota, Dothideomycetes, Pleosporales, Pleosporaceae. Gene Ontology annotation, molecular function: carbohydrate:proton symporter activity. The record is from RefSeq and is a predicted model, not a curated record. The transcript is spliced from 6 exons. Gene Ontology annotation, cellular component: membrane. Gene Ontology annotation, biological process: transmembrane transport; carbohydrate transport.
UACCUGCCAACGAAUGUAAGAAUGGAGUGCCCCAUGCGGACCCAGGACUCGAGUGGAGACGGCUGCUUCAAGCGCUGUGAUUGUCACGUCGAGCACAGCGGCGUGUAGUGCCGACUUCCUCAACCCUUAUAUUCGACCCUCCCCACGUCUGUGGAUCGCCAGGUCGAACGACUGCCAUCUCUGCAUCAACCCAAGACUUUGGACAAGCCCCGGUCAAGAUGUUCGAAAGGUUUCCUAAGAUUUACAAUGUCUACUUCUUGGCAAUUGUUGCCACGAUGGGAGGCAUGCUCUUCGGGUUUGAUAUCUCUUCGAUGAGUGCCAUCAUUCCAAGCGAGCAAUAUCUCACCUACUUCGACAACCCAACCGGCGUCGUUCAGGGAGCUAUUGGCGCGGCCCUUGCUGCGGGUUCAGUCGUUGGCAGUGCUAUUGCUGGUCCCAUCUCCGACAAGUUUGGUCGUCGCGAUGCCCUUCUUUUCGCCUGUCUCUGGUGGCUCGUCGGUACUGCUCUGCAGGUCGCUGUCACUGGUCGCGGCAUGCUCAUUGCUGGUCGCGUCCUGAACGGUGUUACUGUUGGCAUCACUUCGUCUCAGGUCCCAGUCUACCUCGCCGAGAUUUCCAAGCACUCGCAGCGUGGUGCCAUCAUUAUUAUUCAACAGCUGGCUAUUGAGUGGGGUAUCCUUAUCAUGUACUUCAUCGGCUACGGAUGUACUUUCAUUCCUGGCGAAUCAGCUUCAUUCCGCACUGCCUGGGGAAUUCAGUUUGUCCCCUGCGUCAUGUUCAUGAUCGGCCUUCCAUUCCUCCCAGAGUCUCCACGAUGGCUCGCAAAGGUCGACCGUACAGAAGAGGCAAUCCACAUACUGGCGUCCAUCCAAGCCGACGGCAACAUCGAGGAUCACUACGUUCUGGCCGAAUAUGAGGAGAUCGUGACUGCUCUCACGGCGGAACGCCUAGCUCCCCAAGGAUGGCGGAAAUUUGUUGUGAAUGGCAUGUGGAAGCGGACUCUGGCUGGUUUCUCCGUCCAGGCCUGGCAGCAACUUUCCGGUGCUAAUGUCAUGACUUAUUACGUCGUGUACAUUUUCGCCAUGGCUGGUCUUUCUGGCAAUACCAAGCUUGUUUCCGCUGGUGUACAGUACGCUCUGUUCAUAAUUUUCUCAUCCAUCAUGUUCUUCUUCGUCGACAAAAUCGGACGGCGGACGCUGCUGGUCUGGGGAGCAAUUGCGAUGGGAAUCUGCCAUCUGGUCGUAGCUGGUAUGCUCGGCGGAUUUUACACAUAUGUUCCUGACGGUGUCGGCGGCGACAAGAACGUUACCAUGGAGGUUAGAGGGUCGCCCGCGUACACCGUCAUCGCAUUCUCGUACCUUUUGAUUAUCUUCUAUGCACUUACCCUGGCGCCUAUCUGCUGGGUCUAUGCCGCUGAGGUCUGGUCAUUGGAGACACGUGCUUCCGGAAUGGGUAUCGCGGCGAUUGGGAACUGGCUUUUCAACUUCGCAAUUGGUUUGUUCAUUCCACCCGCGUUUGUCAACAUCAGAUGGGGUCUUUUCGUCGUCUUCGGAAUACUCUGUUUUAUGGCUGCCGUCCAAUUCUUCUUCACCUACCCUGAGACUUGCGGUAAAACCCUUGAGGAGGUCGAAUUCCUGUUCAGCAAAGAGGGCCCACACGCUUGGCACACCAAGAAGGGCAGCUCUAACCUCGCACGCGACCUGGAGAACGUUGCUGCUGCGCAAGCCAAAGGAGACGCUCUUGCCACUAUCAAUAACAUCGCAAAGAAGGAUAAAGGUGAGACUGAGACAACGGAGGCGGUCUAAGUGGUCUGGAAUGUGCGGUUGUCAGCAUACAUAUCACCAAUAAUGCCAUAUCUGGCUUGCUUGGAACGAACCAAAUUGUUACUUUGGACUCU